Gossypium raimondii (Peruvian cotton) is the source of this 663-nucleotide messenger RNA. RefSeq names its product 60S ribosomal protein L27a-3. Gene Ontology annotation, molecular function: structural constituent of ribosome. The transcript has a single exon. Gene Ontology annotation, biological process: translation. Lineage: Eukaryota; Viridiplantae; Streptophyta; Magnoliopsida; Malvales; Malvaceae. Bases 79 to 519 code for a protein of 146 amino acids. The record is from RefSeq and is a predicted model, not a curated record. Gene Ontology annotation, cellular component: cytosolic large ribosomal subunit; ribosome.
AGAAAACCCUAGUUUCAUUUACACCUCUCUCGGCCGCUCUUAACCCUUCGUCCUCACAACUUCCAUACCCAUACGAAAAUGACAACCCGCUUCAAGAAGAACCGCAAGAAGCGCGGCCACGUCAGCGCUGGUCACGGACGUAUUGGUAAGCAUAGGAAGCAUCCUGGAGGUCGCGGAAACGCCGGAGGCAUGCACCACCACAGGAUCCUCUUUGACAAAUAUCACCCUGGGUAUUUCGGUAAAGUCGGUAUGAGGUACUUCCACAAGCUCCGCAACAAGUUUUACUGCCCCAUUGUCAACAUCGACAAGCUCUGGUCUCUCGUCCCACAAGACGUGAAGGCAAAAGCCAACAAGGACGCCGCGCCGAUGAUCGACGUGACCCAGUUCGGGUACUUUAAGGUCCUUGGAAAGGGUGUUUUGCCCGAGGACCAACCGAUCGUGGUUAAGGCUAAGUUGGUGUCCAAGACAGCUGAAAAGAAGAUUAAGGAGGCUGGUGGUGCUGUUGUGCUCACCGCCUAGGUUAGCUUUUCUGUUUUUGUGGUUUUUGGAUUUGAAUGACAUUUCUGUUAUAUUAUUAUCUUAUGUUGUUUGGAGUUGAUCUUGAAAUGAGAUUUUCAAUUUAUUUUGGUCAAUUAUAUAUCAAGUUUGCGACGAUUUGGGUUA